Molecule: messenger RNA, 2919 nt
Organism: Talaromyces rugulosus
Lineage: Eukaryota; Fungi; Ascomycota; Eurotiomycetes; Eurotiales; Trichocomaceae
Exons: 6
Coding region: 1-2919 (972 amino acids)
Biological process (GO): regulation of barbed-end actin filament capping
Cellular component (GO): nucleus; cytoplasm
Molecular function (GO): protein binding
Source: RefSeq, a predicted model, not a curated record
AUGGCCGAAGCCCUCGCUUUGCUGGGUGCAGCAACUGCGGCUGCCCAAUUUGCAGAGAUAGGCUUCAAGGUUGUCUACAAAUGCAGUGUGCUUGUAAAGGAAAGCCGAGAAUAUCCAGAAUUCCUUCAGAGAACACGCACCCAAAUACACCAUCUAAUAUCUCUGGCUAAAGUAGCCGCAGAGAACACGGACACAUCUCAAGUUGUCACGUCUUCUGAAGUACAGCCUGCCACAAGCGAGAACCAACAACGCCAAUUUGUGAAUGAUCAGCAUUCAGUUCAAUUGGAAGCUAUCUGGAAAGAUUGUUCUCAUCAAGCCGAGAUCAUUGACACGGCCCUUCAGAGUAUGAAGCAAGAGGUUGAAGGUAGAGGUGGUAUAGUUGGACAAUGGAAAAAGCUUCGUCUGCACCCGCUAAUACAAACCAUUCAAAAGGCCCUUGGUGAGUUGGAAAGAUGCAAAGCAACGCUGGGCUUAUAUCUUGGGAACGAGUCCCUGUCUCGAAUGGGGCAUAUGCAUCACGAUGUGGCAUCGAUCAAUGACAAAUUUGUGCAUCUCGAGGAAUUUUUAUCUCAUAUGUUCGAAGAAUAUCACAAGAAGACCGAGAAUGUAGUCCUAGACGCGAUUCAACAAGCACAAACAGCCGAGUCUUCGGAUUUGAAGACCUACAACAUACAGGAGAAGUCCUCUAAUCCCCAGAGAAAUACACAGCGCAACGAGGCUAGCAUGGUUGUGCCCUAUCCAGAAAACCAGGGACGAAAUCUAAACAACGCAAACCUUUCCUUUCCUAGGAAAAGAAGAAAAGACGUUAUAGACAACUCCAAUAUUUUCUUUUCUUAUUUCAAGAGGGUUGAGUGGAGUAAAAUGCUCACUCUCGCAGGCAACACUGUCAUUCUUCAAUUUGGGAGUCUAAGCAAAAAGCCUUUCGCAUCAGCCACUGAAGAUGACAAGAAUAAGUUUUUGAAUUGUUACCUACGAUUACGAACGGCUUGGCUUUUUGACUUGGUGGAAUUUAACUUUUCGUUUCAGCAAUAUCCAUGUGCUCCGUCAGUACAAGUCUCGCUCAAGGCUCUCACACGAGUCAAGUCCUUACCGCUAGAAACUUUCUUCAAAGAUAUUUACGGUGCGAGGUUUCCACGGAAUAAGCCCUUACAAAAGACAGUAAUUCCUUCUGAAGAGGAGCAAACUCGUUUGUUUACUGUUGCGCGAAAAUUAUUACUGAAAAGGUUUUACGCUGGCGAUGCUUCUCCAAGUUAUACUAAUGCAAACGGAGAAACACUGCUUCAUUUUCAAACUCGGCUAUACAAGCCUGGAUAUAAGGUUUUUUUCACAAAGAUGAUCGAGCUUUUGACAUCAAUGGGCGUCGGUACCGAAGUGGUAGAUGAUGAAUUGCAAACUGCACAGAAUAUACUGUGCAAUAAAAUUUUACGCUCUGAAGAUCCUCCGUCUGGUACUUCACGCACCUUUGCAGAUGAACCUCCGCUACCAUGGACUGGCUAUUCAGAACUACGCUAUAUGGGAGCGUCGAAGAUCCUCCAAUGUAUCCAGUUAUGGCCAGAAUCAAUAAUAGAUACAGGCUAUGAACGAAUAUACGAUAUUGUUUUGCGAAAGUCUAUAGACGAUCUGCAAGAUUUUCGAGCACAGGAAGAUCUAGAUACAAUGCGGAGAGGCCAGUCAAUUUUUCCCCUGCAUUUUGCAGCUGCAGCCUCAUGGUCCGAAGGAGUUAAGACUUUGAUUUCUAUGGGCUACCCGAAAUUUCAAGAAGAUAUCAACGGAAGAACCCCCCUCGAUAUCGCCAUCGAGGUUAAAUGUACUCCUGCCGUCGAGUUUCUUUUAGCGGGUGACUGCCUAGAUUUCCUCGCCGCUUCUGAACCAAGUCUUCCCCGUGAAUUUCGAAAAGCAGCGGAAAGCGAUGACUCUGAUCUUCAUUAUAUUGUCAUUAAAUGCUUAUUGCGACAUAAGUUCCUCUUACCAAGGUUCUUACCGUACCACUGGUUGGCGUACGCUUUUUGGUACAAUAAUUUUGAAAAUGGUACCAAAUUCAUACAAAGGCUUUUCGUUGCUGGGUUUCAGGAUAUUGACGCUUAUAAUGACUAUGGGUACACCCCCUUAAUGGUCGCUUGUGGGAAUGGCAAUACAAUGAUGGCAUCGUUUUUAUUGGAGCACGGAGCUGACCCCUACAAGUGCCACGAACGUGUCGAUCUCAGAGCAGUUCACUUUUUCUGCUAUUCCAGAUCAAUAUCCUUAGAUGGGGGUUUGUAUGGUGGCACAAUAACGCCAAGAUUCAAAGAUGUUGAAAGGAGACUACUGAAAACGGCACUCGAUACUCCAGUCGAUAUAGGAUCCCGUUGUCGCUGCUCUCCAGAUGGUCUUAGUCCUAUUAUUAUAUUGUUUCAAAGUUGGAAUUAUUCUUUUAGGAAUAUAGCCAACCGGAAAAGGAUUUUCGAGAGUUUUAUUGAAACUAUCGACCCCUCAUUUGCCGAUAGAAAGAAGUAUUGGCGUGCAUUUGUUGUGGGUGAAACAUUUAAUCGGCUUGGAAUGACUCAUACUUGCAUCAAAUUGGAAAAUAGAAUUCGGUCUUUUCCCGACAACGAGAGAAUUAAGAUUGAAGACGAAGAGGAAGGCCUCUUCUCUGAGCUGGAAGAAAUAGUUGCUCGGUUUGAUCUAUACUCGGAGAAUUUCGGGGAUGAUCUCUCCAGAUGCGUGGACGAUUUUUUUGACGACCUUGACGGCGAUAUUCGAGUAGCGUGCCGAUUCGAACGUCAUUCAUGGCUGUACAGUAUAUACACUGUAUUUGACGAUGGUUUGCUGGGAGAAUACUCAUUUGAGGGUGAUUUUGUGUCUACGCGAGGACGUCUGAUGAGAUACGGUUACAAAGAAAUCGUCAAGGAGGAGUCAAUGCUGCGUUUAUUAUUCUCGUGA